CGGCCCUCGCCCCGGGUCCGCCCUGGUUGGCACCCGGGCGGGAUCCGAGGUCGGCUGCAGAGCGUGGUCGCUCGAGGGUCGUGCAGAUGGCAAACUCUGGAAAUCCCUUGGUCCUGAUCCUAAAGCAGUUUCUUUUCCCGAAGUUUUCGAGUGGAGUGUACAGAGCGAUGGAGUAUAUGACAGAACCCGCCGAUCGCAAACCUGGACAUAUCUUGUGCUGUGAGUGUGGUGUUCCAAUUAGUCCAAAUCCUGCCAAUAUUUGUGUGGCCUGUUUGCGAAGUAAAGUAGACAUCAGCCAAGGUAUUCCGAAACAAGUCUCGAUUUCUUUCUGCAAACAAUGUGAAAGAUAUUUCCAGCCACCAGGAACUUGGAUACAGUGUGCUUUAGAAUCUAGGGAACUUCUUGCUUUGUGUUUGAAAAAAAUCAAAGCUCCUCUGAAUAAGGUUCGGCUUGUAGAUGCAAGCUUUAUUUGGACUGAGCCCCAUUCUAAGAGACUUAAAGUUAAACUGACUAUUCAGAAAGAGGUGAUGAAUGGUGCUAUCCUUCAGCAAGUGUUUGUGGUGGAUUAUGUUGUUCAGUCCCAAAUGUGUGGAGAUUGCCAUAGAGUAGAAGCUAAGGAUUUCUGGAAUGCUGUGAUUCAAGUCAGACAAAAGACUUUGCACAAAAAAACUUUCUACUAUCUGGAGCAGUUGAUUCUGAAAUAUGGAAUGCAUCAGAAUACACUUCGUGUCAAAGAGAUUCAUGAUGGCCUGGAUUUCUAUUAUUCCUCAAAACAACAUGCUCAGAAGAUGGUAGAAUUCCUUCAAUGUACAGUUCCUUGUAGACAAAAAGCAUCACAAAGAUUGAUCUCUCAGGAUAUCCAUAGCAACACAUAUAAUUACAAAAGCACUUUUUCUGUGGAAAUUGUUCCAAUAUGCAAGGAUAAUGUUGUCUGUCUGUCUCCAAAACUGGCACAAAGCCUGGGAAAUAUGAACCAGAUUUGUGUGUGUAUUCGAGUAACCAGUGCCAUUCACCUCAUUGACCCAAACACCCUACAAGUUGCAGAUAUUGAUGGGAGCACUUUCUGGAGUCACCCUUUUAAUAGUUUAUGCCAUCCCAAACAGCUAGAGGAGUUUAUUGUGAUGGAAUGCAGCAUAGUCCGAGAUCUAAAACGCAGUGCAGGUGCUGGAAUGAUAUCAAAAAAGCAUACCCUCGGGGAAGUCUGGGUACAGAAAACAUCUGAAAUGAAUACAGAUAAACAAUAUUUUUGUCGCACUCAUUUGGGACAUCUUCUAAAUCCUGGAGACCUGGUGUUGGGGUUUGAUUUGGCCAACUGUAACUUAAAUGAUGAGCAUGUCAACAAAAUGAACUCAGAUAGAGUUCCAGAUGUGGUAUUAAUCAAGAAGAGCUAUGACCGUACCAAACGUCAGCGUCGUAGAAACUGGAAACUGAAAGAGCUUACAAAAGAUAGAGAAAACAUGGAUACAGAUGACGAAAGACAAUACCAAGAUUUCCUUGAAGAUCUUGAAGAAGAUGAGGCAAUUAGAAAGAAUGUCAACAUCUACAGAGAUUCAACCAUCCCUGUGGAAAGUGACACAGAUGAUGAAGGAGCACCUCGAAUUAGUCUGGCUGAGAUGCUUGAAGACCUUCAUAUUUCCCAAGAUGCCACUGGUGAAGAAGGCGCACCAAUGAUGACAUAAUGAGAUCAAGUUGUAGACAGUUUGCACAUUUGUAGGCUCGGGAAGUUGGACAAAAUAGCUGUUACUGUCUCUUCCAUCUAUGCCUCUGUAUUGUGAGAGGAGAAAUUUAGUUUUAAGCCUGAAUAAAUAUGACUAUUUUGAUUGCUUACUCAAAGCACUGAAAAAGAUUGAUGGCUUUGAACUUUGAUGUAGUAAAAGAUUAUGGAAAGUGUAAUUAUUACUGAUAUUUAGUCCAUUUUACAUAUGUAAUUUUAUCACUCUGCUUUUUUAUAUGAUGCACUGUAGUAUUUUCACAUGCUAUAGUGCUGGAUAUAAAAGCUCAAAAGUUGUGAUUCCUUGGAUGUUAAUUAAAUCUUCAAGCAUAAAA
Messenger RNA from Microcebus murinus (gray mouse lemur), 2046 nucleotides. Lineage: Eukaryota; Metazoa; Chordata; Mammalia; Primates; Cheirogaleidae. The record is from RefSeq and is a predicted model, not a curated record.